GACUCUAGAAAAAAGACUGAGUAGCUCUUGUCUGGCUGAACGAAAUUGCCCGAGAGACGAUAUGGAGUCAUCGAUUUCUCAUUCCGGUGCACGAUGGAGGCCAAGCAUUAAGAUCUCCCAUAGCGUCUGUGCUUCCCUUCCUCGAGAUCCAGAGGCAUUAGCUUAGUCUGGACUACCUACUUGCAAUUGGCUGGCUGGAAGCGUAAGAAACGGAGAGUAACCCUCCAUCCAUACGAGUUGCUCUCCUAAACCAUGGUGACAAUGGCCCGUUCCCGUUUCCAUCCUGGAUAGGAGUCUUCUAGAUCAUGUGAGGAAAACGCGGCCGAUAACUAAAGGGUAUCUUCGAUUUUACGGUCAAAACUACUGACUUUAUACAUUCCUAAUCCUUACACGGGCUUUGGUGUCGUUAAUUGGCUAGUGGGGUUUUGACUACUAAAGCUUAGGUGGAUUUGAUAUCCUCCCCUCGAAAUGGCCUUGAAGCACGCCCUCCGCACUCUCAAUUGCUUGUAACUCGUCUGGGCUAUCUCCUUGUCAAUCCCAAGUAAAAUGUGGAUAUCCCCAUGGAUCAAGUGUGCAUUGAACCAACUUCCGCGGUAUCAAAAGGCGAAAUAAGAUUCUCAUUCUAUUUUCAAGCCGCUUGAAUUCCUAGAUCGUCAUGCCAAAUCUUCGAUUUCCCCGAGUUUUUGGAGCCUCCAUACUCCUAAUAUCACGCUACCCCGCAAAAAAUAAGAUGCCUUGCUUGGUCGGCAAAAUAUUGUGAAAUGGCCGAGAUGGCAUAUGCUCGUGGGCCGUACAAAAGUAACCUGUUCCCCAGGUUCGAAUACACAUUGGUCAUUGCAGAGACGUCUUAUACCCGAGCAUCUGCAAGUGUCCGGGAAGAUAGUGUUAAGUUGAAACGAUGGACACCAAAUCCGCCAGCGUUGAAGAAGUUGAGAAUCCCUCUCUGGAGCGGCCCAGGGAGAAGAAUGUGGAAUCUAGCCUUGAGCAAACGUAUAUCCAUGCUGGAUUGACUCCUGAAGUGGCUUCUUUUCUCGCAAACUUCUCCGAGGAGCGAAGAAAGAAAUGCAUUCGCAAAAUCGAUUGGCAUCUAUGUCCCAUGCUCAUGGUGUUAUACCUUUGUGCAUACAUCGACCGCGCCAAUAUUGGGAAUGCGAAGAUCGAGGGGCUGUUAACUGACUUGAAGUUAAGCGGUACUCAAUACAGCUUUGCAGUGUCAAUAUUCUUUCUUCCCUAUGUGAUUUGUGAGGUUCCUAGUAAUGUUCUCCUUUCGAGGUUCAAACGGCCCUCCACCUACAUUGGCAUUAUUACCGUCGGCUGGGGCAUUGCUAUGACCUUAACGGGCGUUGUCAACAAUUUCGGAGGGCUGGUCGCAACGCGCCUUGCCGUUGGAAUAUUUGAUGCGCUGUCAGGCGCGUUUUCAGGUCUUCUAGCCUUUGCCAUUGCAAAAAUGCGAGGUAUUGGAGGCUACAAUGGCUGGAGAUGGAUUUUCAUCAUCGAGGGCCUGGCUUCUAUUGCACUGAGUGCUUUCGCCUUCUUCGCUUUGGUGGAUUCUCCGGCCCUCUCUAAGCGCUGGUUAGAACCAGAUGAGAUUAGAUAUCUUGAGCUUCGUCAGCGUGCUCAAAGAGGUCGUGUUGUUGUCGACGAGGAUCCCGGCAAGUUCGAUUGGAGUACCCUAUGGCAGGUUGUAACUGACUGGCAACUCUAUCUGCAAAUCAUAAAUUUCUGGGGUAACGCCGUGCCAAACUACGGGCUGAAGUUUACCAUGCCUCAGAUCAUCAAGAAUAUGGGAUACAGCUCAGCCAAAGCCCAGUCACUCACAGUUCCGCCAUACAUGCUCGGCGGCUUGGUCACCUACGUAUCUUCCCUUCUCUCCGAUCGGUGUAAAUGGCGUUUCCCGUUCAUUAUUUUCGGCUAGUUUGUGUUGUCAUCGCUUUCGCCAUCCUCUUCUCGAAGGCGGAAAAUUUCAAAGACAACGUGGCUGCGUGUUAUUUUGCGAUUAUGUUCGCGUGUGUUGGCUUUUAUCCGAUCACUCCUGGCAUAAACGCUUGGACAGUCAAUAACCUCGCAGGCGCAAGAAAGAGGGCCAUGGGCAUCGCAUAUAUGAUCUCCAUUGGCAACUUGGGUGGUAUUCCCGGUUCUUUCAUCUACAUCGAGAAAGAGAAGCCAAAAUACCCAACCGGCUUUGGAUCAUCAUUUGCUUUCGCGUGUGCAGGAAUUGUGGCCACUAUCACAUUGGAGUUGGCUUAUAUCAGGAUUAAUAGGCGCAAGACGAAGAUGACGCUAGAGGAAAUACACUGAUGAGGAACUGCAAAGGGUGACCGUUCGCCAUUGUUCAAGUAUAUGCUAUGAUUGGUCUAUCAUGUGCAGUAUUCCAACCUCGAUGCCUUCGAAUAUGGCGAAUGGGGUCGA
Molecule: messenger RNA, 2409 nt
Organism: Coccidioides posadasii C735 delta SOWgp
Lineage: Eukaryota; Fungi; Ascomycota; Eurotiomycetes; Onygenales; Onygenaceae
Biological process (GO): transmembrane transport
Cellular component (GO): membrane
Molecular function (GO): transmembrane transporter activity
Source: RefSeq, a predicted model, not a curated record